Messenger RNA from Aspergillus oryzae RIB40, 2367 nucleotides. Its product is annotated as putative NRPS-like enzyme. Gene Ontology annotation, biological process: amino acid activation for nonribosomal peptide biosynthetic process; secondary metabolite biosynthetic process. The record is from RefSeq and is a predicted model, not a curated record. Lineage: Eukaryota; Fungi; Ascomycota; Eurotiomycetes; Eurotiales; Aspergillaceae. The coding region runs from base 1 to 2367 and encodes 788 amino acids. The transcript has 2 exons. Gene Ontology annotation, cellular component: cytoplasm. Gene Ontology annotation, molecular function: phosphopantetheine binding.
AUGGCCCCAAGCCUGGUGGACUCGAGUAGGCUUUCUAUCGAGGGGAUAGGCCGCCAAAUUAUUCCAUCUCCCACGAAGUCCAUUGACUGGUUUAAAGAUGCCAUUCAACUGGACCUGUGCCAGUCCUGGUCCAAUUGGCGAGAGACUUUGGCGUCUAGGUCCAUCAAGGAAUCGACUCUUUUGAAAGCAGCUUGGAUUCUUACCCUUCGUUGCUUCCAGCCAGAGGAAGUGAUAAGCAUAAGCUACGAUGAAGGAAACGUUCCACAACCUAAUCCCCCAAUUGCUUACACCGUGCGGGUGGAGCCUGACUGGGAUGUACGGUCACUUCUUCAAACUUUAGAGAUGAACAAAGGUCACGAAGUGACCAGUUUUGGAGCGAAGCCCUCUCCCUCCCGCCAUGUCUGCACCGCAGCACUCAGAUAUAUAACCAAGUUCCAUAAACUCUUGACACCACUGACCUCUCUUAAUGGAAAUGUAGAGCUUGUUGUCAUUGGGCGUGAUAACCGGUUGAGCGCGAGCAUCAAGAGGGCAGAAAAUGUCUCCAAUUCUUUGGAUGAGAGCAUGCUGUGGACUUUUCAACACGUGCUCCGGCAAAUUACGGUCUCCCCCGCGAGUUUAAAGCUCGAAGCGAUUGACUACUGCUCAGAGUCCCACAGAAAAAUAAUUAAGAGCCUUACCCACACCAAAUCAGCCUCUAACCCCAACUGUCUGCAUGAGUUAAUCUUGGAAAAUUGUCAGCGGCAUCCAAAGAGGCUGGCAGUUCGUUCAUUUGAUGGCGACUUAACCUAUGAAGAAUUGGAUAAUCUUUCCUUCCGGCUAGCACAUCAUCUCACCCGGUUGGGCGUACGGCCCGAAACCUUUGUCUUGAGUAGCUUCCAGAAAUCAACGUGGGCAAUCGUAGCUCGACUGGCCAUCCUGCGUGCAGGAGGAGCGUAUAUCUCGAUCCACUCAAGCAAUCCACCAGCCUAUCUCGACUCCGUAAUACAGCGCACCAACGCCAAGAUCAUGUUGAGUGAUCCAUUCUUCGCAGAUCAAUUCCAUAAUACAAUCGACACCGUCAUCGUGGUCACCCUUGAAUGGCUACAAACGCUUCCUUGUCAAAUUCACUUUGCCCUAUUGCCAGUGGUUCAGCCAUCCAACGCCUGUACGGUUUUGUUCACCUCUGGAAGCACCGGUAGGCCCAAGGCCAUUGUACAAGAGCACAGGUCCUACGCAUCUGCUAUUAGAGACUAUGCCGAGAACCUUGGCCUGAAUGAAGGCACCAGGUUCUUGAGUUUCGAUGAUUACGCAUUCGACAUCAGCAAUUUGGAAUUUUUGGUUCCUCUGAUUCUAGGGGGUUGCUGCUGCGUGCCUGGGCCGAUGAAGACUGUUCAGGAUCUCGCCGACAACAUUCAAAUGCUCGACGCCAAUAUUGCCUUCCUCACACCUACGGUGGCCAUUAAAGCAAAUCCAGAAGCAAUGAGAAAUCUCAAGAUCUUAUGUAUCGGCGGGGAGCCCCUUUCGAGAGACCUGCUGAACAACUGGGCUGGAAGCUCGACAAUGUUGAUCAACCAAUUUGGCAUGGGCGAAGCAGCAGUCUGCUGUGCCUACAACGACAAUGUACAUGAUCCUGGUAGCUCACCCGCUACGAUCGGACGGCCAUCCAGUGGUGCAAUUUGGAUUGUUGACCCAAACUGCCCGGCGAAGCUCAUGCCACUUGGCGCGGUCGGUGAGAUUGUAAUUGAAGGGCCUCAUCUUUCAAGGGGUUAUCUUGACCAGAAUCAUCAAGCAUCCGAUCGUACGAAGCCAGCUGGCUUUAUGGAAGAUCUCCCGCCCUGGCUAAAUGAGCUUCACCCCAACCGCCAAAUCACCCGCUUAUAUCGAUCAGGAGACCUGGCACGAUGGACUCACGAUGGACGGAUUGAGUAUAUUGGCCGCAAAGACACUAUCGUAAAGCUUGACGGUUGUCGGAUCGACGUGGUUGAGGUCGAGCACCUUGCAAGGAAAUCUCUUACUCCCAAAGAUGCCAUUGUGGUAGACCUUCUCGGCGUCAUUGAUGGCAAAGAAGAUCCUUGCCUGGCUGCGUUCUUGUACCUCAGCGGACACCCAGAGAAUUCCGAAACGGCAGAAAUCUCUUUGAAAGAUGCAAGUCAAGAUCCAGCUGCCCUUCAAAAGGUCGCCCAAAUCAAGGAAGUUCUUGCCAUUUCCCUCCCACCUUACAUGAUUCCGACGUUGUUUUUGCUAGCCACACGCGUCCCACGUACGCCUUCGAAGAAGACCGAUCGCAGAAUGAUCCGACUGCUUUCACGAAAUUUUUAUGAAAAAGACCGUGAGGCGCGGAGCAGGUUGUCGCCCCAUCACCCUGAUUCACAGCUUCUUCCCCCAUGA